Benincasa hispida (wax gourd) is the source of this 2026-nucleotide messenger RNA. Its product is annotated as Tetratricopeptide repeat (TPR)-like superfamily protein. Gene Ontology annotation, cellular component: chloroplast. NCBI's taxonomy places the organism in Eukaryota, Viridiplantae, Streptophyta, Magnoliopsida, Cucurbitales, Cucurbitaceae. Gene Ontology annotation, biological process: RNA processing. Gene Ontology annotation, molecular function: mRNA binding; protein binding. The record is from RefSeq and is a predicted model, not a curated record.
ACCGAUCGUCUGCAUGAACUGGAAAAUAUCAAGCGCCGAGAGGACGAGGACAGAGCUUCGCUCGUAUCAGAGCCAUUUUUGCUGAAAAUAGAGCUUUCUCAGAUGCCUCAAACUCUAAUUCUGAAGCCUGUUGUUUCAGCUCCUCUACCCAAUUGGAGUAAAUCGCAAGCACACACACAUUUUAUUAGUUCAAACAUUAAUGUACGUGGAAGAUUGGAGGUUACCUGUAUGGGUAUGUUGACACCCAGAAAGUUCUUACAGAAAAGGAAGAAGUUGGAAGUAUUUAAGGAUGCAGCUGAUGAGGCAGAGCAGAAGAAUUGGAGGAGACUGAUGAAUGAAAUAGAGGAGACAGGCUCUGCUGUUUCUGUGCUCCGAAGUGAAAGAAUUAAAAAUGAGGCUAUUCCGAAGGACUUGGUGUUGGGGACCUUGGUUAGAUUUAAACAGCUGAAGAAAUGGAACCUAGUCAGUGAGAUUCUUGAAUGGCUCCGGACCCAGAGCUGGUGGAACUUUAGUGAAAUGGAUUUCGUGAUGCUUAUUACAGCUUAUGGCAAGCUAGGGGACUUCAAUCGUGCAGAAAAAGUUCUAAACUUGAUGAAUAAGAAGGGUUAUCCCCCCAAUGUGGUCUCUCAUACUGCUCUUAUGGAAGCGUAUGGAAGAGGUGGCAGGUAUAGUAAUGCCGAAGCAAUCUUUAGAAGGAUGCAAUCUGGUGGUCCUGAACCUUCUGCAUUGACAUAUCAAAUAAUGCUAAAAACUUUUGUUGAGGGAUCUAAAUUCAAGGAAGCUGAAGAACUCUUCAACUCCCUCUUGAACAAGGAAAAGCCAGUGUUGAAGCCAGACCAAAAGAUGUUCCACAUGAUAAUUUACAUGUUCAAGAAGGCUGGGAAUUAUGAAAAGGCUCGAAAAGUAUUUGCUGAAAUGGCAGCACGAGGAGUUCCUCAGACUACAGUUACUUAUAAUAGUUUGAUGUCUUUUGAAACUAACUACAAGGAGGUCUCAAAGAUUUAUGAUCAGAUGCAAAGAGCUGGACUUCAACCAGAUGUUGUCAGCUAUGCUUUACUCAUAAGUGCUUAUGGUAAAGCUAGAAGAGAGGAAGAAGCACUAGCAGUUUUUGAGGAAAUGCUUGAUGCUGGUAUCAGACCAACUCACAAAGCUUACAAUAUUUUGCUUGAUGCAUUUGCAAUCUCUGGAAUGAUCGAGCAAGCUAAGAUCGUGUUCAAGAGUAUGAGAAGGGACAGGUGUAGUCCAGAUAUUUGCUCUUAUACAACCAUGCUAUCAGCUUACAUUAAUGCGUCUGACAUGAAGGGAGCUGAAAAUUUUUUUAGACGACUGAAACAAGAUGGUUUUAGACCCAACGUUGUUACAUAUGGUACAUUGAUCAAAGGAUAUGCUAAAAUAAAUAAUCUUGAAAAGAUGAUUAAAAAAUAUGAAGAAAUGAAGGUCAAUGGUAUACGAGUGAAUCAGACGAUUUUAACGACGAUCAUGGAUGCAUAUGGAAAGAACAAGGAUUUUGGUAGUGCUGUUAUUUGGUUCAAGGAAAUUGAAUCUUGUGGCCUUCGGCCUGAUCAAAAAGCAAAAAAUAUCCUGUUAUCUUUGGCAAAAACAGCAGAAGAGCUCGAUGAAGCGAAUCAACUCGUGGGAUAUUCAAGUCAGAGUAGCAAUCCUCAAAGAGCUGGUAAGUUUUUCAGCUCUGUUGUUGAGGAUGAGGAAGAAGAUGAUGAUGAAUUAGAUUAUGCAGAUGAUGUAAUUCCUCAUACUAAUCAAAGAGAUGAGAAAAUUAUUUUAAAUGGCAUUCAUCAACAAAACUUGGAGCAAAAUCUGGAGGGGUUAUGUGCUAAGAUUUGCUAAUGUUAUAUAUUAGUGCAGUUUUCUGUUUAUUUACUCUCUAUGUUGGUAUAUUGUAAUACAAAAUCACUUGGCUGGAGAAAUUGAAGCUGCAAAAAUCACUUAGCCUCUAUGUUGGUACACACGACAGUGGAACUUUGAUGGCCAGUUUUGUUGUAAUAUAUCCAUUCGUUUUUCUCACAUA